Messenger RNA from Ambispora gerdemannii, 840 nucleotides. NCBI's taxonomy places the organism in Eukaryota, Fungi, Glomeromycota, Glomeromycetes, Archaeosporales, Ambisporaceae. The record is from the annotation of a GenBank genome assembly.
AUGGAACAGCCAAUUCGGUAUACAUAUGAUUCAGAAUCUGGGGAAGAGGAGGAGGAUUAUGAGGAUUCAAGCGAUUCACCCACCCCCAUGUUACUCUUAUCCCCACAAAAAAUAAAGAAAGCUGCUGACAGUAAUGCCCAUAAUAAAAAAUUGCUUUUUGGACGCGUUCUACUGGUUGGAAUUGAAGGUGGUGGGAACCUGUUUCUUUCUUCGAUAAAGAAUAAAAAUAUCAUUGGAACACUAAUUCUACCAGGAAAAGAUUCGAUUCCACCAGAUCCAAAUAAUUCAGAAAGUAUUAGUUUAAUAUAUGAGCUAGAAGAAGCUCCUGACGUCCUUAUUGUGCCUUGUAGACAGCAAAUUCCGACCGAAAGAUGUGCAGAGUGGACAAAGGCAUUGUUUAAGCAUGUUGAUGUUCAAAGUGUGGUCGUGUUUGAUACUUUUGCAGCCUCGUCAUAUAUAAACGUCGAUUCUUACGAAGAUAACCGGUAUCCACCAUUAGUUCGAAUAUUACAAACGAGCAAGGCAACCUUAAUUCAAGAUAUACCAUUAUACGAGCCUCCUAAUCUUACUCGUGACCUGAGUGCAGCCAUAUUGAGCCAUUGCGAAAUUCGUAAAAUCCCUGCCUAUCUAUUGCUCAGUCUUCUAGACACUCAACACGGGAGAUUCGUGGCAACCUCGAGCACACUACAAGCUUUCCAAACGACAUGGGAGAAACUUGUUGCUUCUCAUGGAGUAGAGCAAGGUAUUAGUUUCACGGCUGAUAUUCAGUCAAUGUUCAAAAAGAAUGAACGAAAGGGUAGAGAUAUCUUAAGUGGUACUCAAUCCCAGUUAUAUUUAUGA